AUGACUUCGCUGCGGGAGCGAUCUAAGAUGUUGAGUGUGACGGUGGAGGCAAUUAGAACCAUCGAGAGCUUUGUGGAGGACUACGAUGCCGAGAUUGAUCAAGACAAAAUCGAAUCUAGAUUAAAGAGACUGGAUAUACUAUAUGAUCGCUUUGUUGAUACAUCCAUCGCAGUGGAAUUGUUAAUGGAGGAUAAAUCCGAAACUAAAACUAUUCUAGUGAAAGAUCGUAACGAAAUGGAAGAACGAUAUUAUACAUUACAUGAUUUCCUAACAACACACAAACCGAAUCAUCAUGUUUCGGCUAAUUCCCCUCAGAUUUCCACAUCUGUUGUACGUUUACCGAAAAUUGAUUUGCCGAGUUUUGAUGGUGAGAUUGACAAUUGGAUUCUUUUUUAUGACGCAUAUCGUAGUUUAAUUCACAACAACAAAAAUUUAGCUGCUGUGGAUAAGUUCCAUUACCUGAUGGCCGCACUCAAAUAUCCUGUUAAAAAACUACUCGAUACAACUAACAUAACGGGCGAUAAUUAUAAAAUCGCUUGGGAUCUGCUUGUAAGUCGGUAUGAUAAUAAACGUUUGCUUAUUAAAAAUAACAUUGCGUCAUUGUUCGCCAUUGAUCCUGUGAGGAAGGAAUCUUCAAAUGCGAUAUUAGCCCUGGUUGACCAAUUUGAACGUCACGUAAGAAUUCUAUCGACGUUGGAGGAGCAAACUGAACGAUGGAUCUCUGCUGGUACACAUGGUGUGUAG
Molecule: messenger RNA, 744 nt
Organism: Toxorhynchites rutilus septentrionalis
Lineage: Eukaryota; Metazoa; Arthropoda; Insecta; Diptera; Culicidae
Exons: 1
Coding region: 1-744 (247 amino acids)
Source: RefSeq, a predicted model, not a curated record